Andrographis paniculata is the source of this 1549-nucleotide messenger RNA. Its product is annotated as probable E3 ubiquitin-protein ligase LUL4. The coding region runs from base 344 to 1324 and encodes 326 amino acids. Gene Ontology annotation, biological process: protein ubiquitination. The transcript is spliced from 3 exons. Gene Ontology annotation, molecular function: ubiquitin protein ligase activity. Lineage: Eukaryota; Viridiplantae; Streptophyta; Magnoliopsida; Lamiales; Acanthaceae. The record is from RefSeq and is a predicted model, not a curated record.
UCUCUCUCUCUCCAUAAGAAAAGCUCUUUUUGUGUCAAUGGAGUUCCUAAAGCUAUUGUAAUGUAAUAAUAGUGUUGAAGACACUCAUGGCUUUAUGACGCCAUUGCAGAGUGCUUAGUCAAAUCCCAAAUUUAUUACACUCCCCAUCCCCAAUUAUUAUAAUUUACUAUUAUUACCCAAAUCCGAAUCCCUUUAGUCUUUAGAGAUAAUCUAAUUCAUAAAAUAAUUCCAACCCUCGAAACCUGAAGAAAAUCGAAAGCCAUGAAAUUGGCAUUUCCUAAUCCUACCUGCCCACAACAAACCCUUCCUCUCCAAAUCCUUCCCCAAAACCCCAAUUUCAUCGAUGGGCAUUUCGAUCAGCGCCGGCCCCCGCCGGGCCCCACCGCCGCCGUCGCCGUCGCCGUCGCCGCUCGAUUACUUCCCCAAUUACGUCGCGAACCCUAAUUUUCCAGUCCACUCGCCAUCUGUGUAUUACCCUUAUUACAAUUCGGGUGCCUACGCUGUCUGCAAUCCUGCUGUUGUCGGAGAAUCUUAUCUCGACCGUCCAUUUGAGGCACCGGCGGUUCCGGCGGCGCCGGCGCCGUCGCGGGCUAGGGUUGUGAAUAGUGAGGUGAAUGUGCAUAAGGAUUCGUUGAGGCUUGAGAUUGAUGAGCUGAACCGGGACCGGUUUUUGGUUUCCUUUGUUUUCGAUGCUCUGGUCGAUGGGAGCAUCACAAUCUAUUACUUUGCAAAGGUCGACGACAGGCGGAGUAUCAUCCCUUUGUUUCCAGAAACUUAUGUCCCGAUCAAAGUCCCCUUCCGGAAAGGGCUUCGACAAGAAUUUCUGCAGCCGUCGGGGACUGGCAUCGACUUUCGAUUCUUUGCAUUAGAUGAUCUUUCGAACCCGUCGACUAGGGAUGACAUUUUCCCGAUCGUCAUAUGUGCUGACAUUUGCCCAAAUCCUUACAUGGUCGAUCGACACUAUCUUUUGGCGCAUCAUGCUCCGACCCAAAUGCAAAUCACUCAGGUUGUCGUUCCGAGAAAUCAAGACGGACAAUUUAUUGCUAGAGCAAUCCGGCAAUUACUGUGGAACGACGGUGUCUUCUACGAGCUGCGCGAGAUUUACGGGUUGGCGAAACCCGGCCAAAGUUUAAACGACCGUGAAUCGGGGAAGGAUUGCGUGAUUUGCAUGAUCGAGCCAAAGGACACCGCCGUGCUUCCUUGUCGACAUAUGUGUAUGUGCAGCGACUGCGCGAAGACGCUUAUGCUCCAGUCGAACAGAUGCCCGAUCUGCCGGGAACUCAUCGAGUCGGUCCUGCAAAUCAAAUUGGACGAGCUUACAUGACGAGAUGAUACGAUCAUCCUGUCAGUACAUUUUUCAUACAUUCAUCCAAAAAACCAAAAACUUGUGAUAUAAUUUACUUCGCUGCAGACUAAACUACAGAUACAUUCAUCCCAAAAAAACAAGAACUUGCUGCAAACUACAUGAUAUAUAUAUAUAUAUAUAGAGAGAGAGAGAGAGAGAGAGAAACAAUUUGUUGGCUGGUUUUUAGUUCUUACCAUAAUCAAU